Phycomyces blakesleeanus NRRL 1555(-) is the source of this 1374-nucleotide messenger RNA. RefSeq names its product Zn(2)-C6 fungal-specific transcription factor. The record is from RefSeq and is a predicted model, not a curated record. NCBI's taxonomy places the organism in Eukaryota, Fungi, Mucoromycota, Mucoromycetes, Mucorales, Phycomycetaceae. Gene Ontology annotation, molecular function: RNA polymerase II transcription regulatory region sequence-specific DNA binding; DNA-binding transcription factor activity, RNA polymerase II-specific; zinc ion binding. Bases 1 to 1374 code for a protein of 457 amino acids. The transcript is spliced from 9 exons. Gene Ontology annotation, cellular component: nucleus. Gene Ontology annotation, biological process: regulation of DNA-templated transcription; cellular response to starvation.
AUGUCGAAUAGUGUAGCAUCAACCACCGGAGUCCAAGACAUCAAUUUUAGCAACUUCUUAGCCUAUGACGCUUCAGACACAACUUCAAAGCGAAAGAAACUUGCUGAACAGAAUUGCUGUUUCCAUUGCCAAAAAGCACAACUCAGUUGCGACGGUUCUCGUCCCUGCAAACGGUGUAUUAAGCGAGAUCUUGCCAAUACAUGCACUGAUUUAUUAAAAAAAAAGCCAAAAUACACUCAGGACACAAAAGAAUCAACAAGAGGUAUUCUAGCUACCCUAUCCAAUUAUCCAUUCCCAAAUGCAGUUACUGAAGCGUUACAGUCAAUUGACUCUCAUUUUAUCGAUGCCUCACAGUUAUUCAAUUUCUCCCUGGCCGACAUCGAGUUUGGAUCCGAGACAGCAGGGUUAGAAUAUGGCUUUAUUGGGAAUAUGCUACAGACACCAUUAGAUGGCGCGCUAAUGGGACACACCACGCCUUUACCCUCACCCACCACAUCCUCGGUCAACCACCCGUUAACACCCUUCCAGCCAAGCCCUAAUGAUGAGCAAAACAGAUCGUCCACAAUCUUUGACCCCAAUCCUACCCAACUUACCUAUUUUCCCUUUGCAACACCACCCACGCCUAUAUCUUUUGCCCAUUCGAGUCUGCUGGGAAACCCAUCUAGAAUGACCACUGCUUCGCCCGUUAACACCGUCAAUAGUGGGCAGCAAAGCCCUUCUGUCUCCAGACCCCUCAAAACAAAAAGGGAUAGCUCCACUUCCUCGGUCACAAGCGGGCGGAGGAAAGGAAACAGUGGUGAUACCCCAGAAGCAGUAUACAGCAGUGUACGACGUCCAUUUAAUUACGCGGAAGGCUUCCACUACCUUAUUGCAUAUGUCAAAGAAAAAAUGGCGCGCGAAGACUUGAUGCGUAUUAGUCGCUCACUUGCAAUGUUUAGACCGUCCUUUCUUGCGUUAAUAAUGAACCUAACAGAAGAAGACUUGGUGUUUAUGGAAAAAUGCAUUCAAAGAACACUUUUGGAGUAUGAAAAGCUAAUCAGCUUUUCAGGUACACCUACCAUUGUCUGGAGACGGACAGGCGAGAUUUGCUUAGUCGGAAAGGAAUUCUCACUUCUCACUCAAUGGUCAAAAGAUAUCUUGCUUGAUAAAAAGACAUAUAUUUACGAGUUAAUGGAUAAUCAGUCGGCUGUUGAGUAUUGGGAAAAGUUCUCGACUCACGCUUUUGAUAAUACUGACAAGGCGUGUAUAUACUCGUGUAUACUGAAGACACCAACUCAGAAACCUGUACCAUGCACAUUCUGUUUUACAAUCAAACGCGAUAUUUUUGACCUUCCAAGCGUAAUCGUUGGCAAUUUUCUUCCUAUUCUGAGCUAA